Molecule: messenger RNA, 7412 nt
Organism: Erpetoichthys calabaricus (reedfish)
Lineage: Eukaryota; Metazoa; Chordata; Cladistia; Polypteriformes; Polypteridae
Product: rho guanine nucleotide exchange factor 17-like
Exons: 21
Coding region: 501-7082 (2193 amino acids)
Biological process (GO): actin cytoskeleton organization
Molecular function (GO): guanyl-nucleotide exchange factor activity; protein binding
Source: RefSeq, a predicted model, not a curated record
ACGAAUUAUUUGCAUGUUAAAAAAAGAAAGCAGAGACAGAGGGGAAGGGGGACCGAGAGAUAGAAAGACGCAAAUCCCGCAAAACCCCGAGAAGUAAUGUCAAGUGAGCCGAAAGCGCACACCGCCGGCCCUGGAGAUGGGAGCUGACAGACCGGCUGGCCGCGGAGGGCAAAUCGAACAGAAGCAAAACCAGCAGCAGCAGCCGAGGAUCGACGCGGGUGCGAAUCCCACCCGUGCGCACACAUGGACCCCUGGAGGGGGGAAGAGCAGUCUGGCAGAGUGCGCACCGCCGAGCCGUUGCGCUUGGAUUACUCUUUAAUGCACUAGAUCGGCUUCACGCAACUUCUUGCGGACUUUUUUUGCUUUCUUCUUGGACUCGUUUUGGUGGAUGCUUUUGUUGUAAGCCGCACACGUAUCACGUUGGAAUGAGGAGAUAAGAGCAGAACGCACCGGGAACUUUUUUAUGGAUUGCAAGGAAGCAGCGCAAUUAGUAACUCGCAAUGGCCCAAGCGGAGCCCCCGAAAAAGGCUGCGCUGUACCGGAGCGUUUCCUUCAAGAAGUUGGAAAGCUGGAGCGCUAACAAGGCGCAGGACACGGUGCCCGGGGGUGGCGCACAUUCUCCGCAGGCCGACACGCUGCACCCCCCGACCGCCGCCGCUGCCUCCUCCUCCUCCUCUUCUUCUUCCUCCUCCUCUUCAAGAAAAGUUUCCAAGAUCUCGGCGGCCAGGAGGUGCUCCCCGCCCUGCAUCGCGCCGGCCAUCCAGCAGCUCCGGCAGCGCUUCACGGCGCCCUCCGGGCCACCGCGCAUGAGGAGGCGGAGGGACAGCGAGCGGGGGGAGGAGGAGGAGCAGGAGCAGCGGGAGGAGGCCGAGUGCUCUGCGCCUCUGCGCCCCGACACCGCCACUGCCGCCGUGCCCAGCGCGUGCCCCUCGCUCCCCGCUGUGCCGAAGACCCAAAGCGGCGACAGUAGCAGCAGCAACAGCAGCGCCGCCGACUGCGCCUGGACCGAGACGAGCAAGUGGCCGAGCGUAACUAAAAUGCGCAAACUUUUUGGAGACGGGCAAGCGCCAAGGUCACCAAAGCUACACACUGGUAGGCAGUGGCACCCACUUGGCCAGGAGGAGCAGUCCGGAGCGCUGAGCCCGGAGCCGAGUGCGGACAGCUGGACGACGAAGAAGCCCAAGCCUCCGCCCCCUCCCCCGCCGCCCCGCAGCAGCUCCGUCCCGUAUUCCCUGAAAUACUCGCGCCAGCCAGCGGAUAGUUUACAUUCUUCACAUAGCUCCUCCAAACCACAGGCCGGCGUCAAAGGCAGCUCCUGCGAAGAGGAGCACUGGAAAGGCAGAGGGCAGGGCGCCAGUGCCGGGGGCUCCAAGACCAGAUCCCCCGGGAGGUCUUCUGGAAGCGAGGAGGAGGAAGAGGACAAUGGCCCGUGCCGGGACAGAGGGCGGCGCAGAGCUCUGAGGAAGAAGAAAAGGAGCACAGUGGGGAGUUUGGAGAAUGGGGAGUCAGACGACGGGGAGAACUUGUCACUAAUGGACCCCUUGGAAAAACGUCAAGGAUCCGCUGACUUGGACUGUACAGCGGCCCAGGAUGGGGAAGAGCAGCUACCCGGGUGUAAGGUGACGCGGGCAUCUGAACUGGCCUGCUCCACGGGUACACUGACUAACGACAAAAGGCCUUGCACCUUUCCCACCCCACUGACACCAGGGCAUUACCGAGGACUUUCUGAGAGCAGGCUUAGCCCCUCGGGGUCAUUUCUGGGAUCGUCCCGAGGCUCCCCCAUCCCUGGGGUUUCCCGCGUGUCAAAAGUCAGCAUCCUUCCCUUUCUGUCCAGCCCAAUGGGUUCCCGGAGCAGCAGCCGCUACUCCAGCACAGAAACACUUAAAGAAGAGGAGCAGGUGCUUUCCUCAUCCUCCGUGCUCAGCAAGAGCUUUCAUGGCAACUUCACCAUGUUCAGGUCCCCCAGUUUCAGCCAUGCCGAUGGCUACUACCGACCCCAAGUGCGAGUGCGGACAAAAAUACCAGUCGGGGUGAAAAACAAGUUGGAAAUGUCUUCGGAAAGUUCCCGUUUUUCUGCAAAGUCCAGACAUAUGAUGUCUGCUUCGAAUCCUGAUAUCGCCUCCGAGACCUUGACACUACUUAGCUUCCUUAAAAGUGAUCUAUCUGAGCUCAGGGUGAAAAAGAAGGAGACUGGAGCUGGUGCCCAUGGAGAGGGCAGUGUACACUAUUCCAGCACAUACCACCACCCUGUGAAUCAUAUGCCUGCUUACCGGACAAGGGGGGGACUGAGAAGUCCAGGUUGCACAUCUCCUCAGAAUCGUCCCUCCCUUAAGGAGCUGACAGCCACAUUAAGACGAACAAAGUCUUUCACCUAUUCGGAUAAGCCAGCAGGACGGAGACUGACGGGAGGCAGUGUGAUGAAGGUUAGCACUUCAGAGCUUAUGCUGGCCAGCACCGGGGACAGUGAUGCCACUGUUUCAGACAGGGAUGGCGAAGAUGGUCUUGUAUAUGAUGGCCUUCCUUAUCCUCUGCAGGACCAAUAUGUCCAAGAGGCAAGGCAAGUAUUCAAAGACAUCAGUCAAAUAGGGGCGCAGGAUGAAGGCAAUUUUGAAGUGGAGGGCCGGGAAGAUGAGUGUUUACGACACAAUGGAGAAACUGCGGAUGUGCACCUGACACAGGUGAUGAGUGACACAAAUUUGACAGAAAGAACAGAAAGUGAGAAGGGUUUGAGAAAUGGGGAUUCCGAAGAGAAUGUGUAUAGCAGGAGGUCUGUGGAUGAGCUGUCUGGACAUGACUCCAGUCUGACAGAUGAGGGGAUUGUGACUGAGCCAGAGAUGGGACCUUUUUGUGGGCCUUUGACGAAGGACCUGCUGACCCAACCACUUACUGUGUGGAAACAAGCUAAUAAUGACCUACAAAGUGAGGGUCGGCCUACUGUUAUGCCAACAAGGGUGCUUCCUUCCUCAGCACCGGUGGUCAAGACUAAGUCUGAAAGUGUAACGAUAUGUGGAGAUGUUUCCUAUGGUCAAAGCACGAGGCAUGGGCCCCUGGAGGCCCCGUCAACACCAAGUGCUAUUCGGCGGAGAAGAAAGUUUUCUUCAGCUGGCAACAACAGUUCUGAUUCCAGCAAUGGCAGCAAUGGUGAGUCCAGUGGGGAAGCCUACCGGUCCCUCAGUGACCCCAUGCCCCAUAGAAGGUGCUCCAUCCCAGAAGACUCCAAGAAUUUCUCAGUCGACAGCAACCUGCUUGGCUCUUUGAACACUAAGAAUGGCAUGCCAGAGCUGUCUGCUACAGACCUUUCGGAGUUCACAGGGAGUGCAGCCAGCGACCUGUCCGUCUGCAGCGACUGCCUUAAGGACUACAAUAUGGUGAUCCAAAGUAUUGUGAGGGAACCUGGUGCCAUGGACAAGCUCAAUGAUGAGAAAGGGAAUGGCAAGAUGGUAAAGAAGAAGUCAUUCAGUGAUCCCAGCCGUCGGGGGGAGUCCGCCACAGCUGGAUUUCAAAGCUUAAAUGAGCCCAUUAACGAAAUGGACCAGGCCAUCCCUCCCUCCAGCAGUGAGCCAAUUCUGUCUGAGCAGAGGGACGAGGUGCGAGAGUUGCAGGAGCUGGGCAAGACAGAUGGUAAGUCACGCUCGAGGUCUGAGCAUCUACUGCCCUCUCACUUGGAAUCGGAAGCUCCUGAAUUUGCCUUUGACCCUAAACUGGUGGAAGUCCUAUCCCCCCGUGUGGUCCGGCGAAGCUCUAAAAAGCGUACCAAUCGGGUCUCGCACCAGGAGAGUGGCAAACUGCAGCAAGUCUUGGAGCAACCAACUCUGUCUCUGACCAAAGGUAGACCAACAGCAAAACAUGUCCGGCACACCAGUGAGCCAGCCACUUUCAUACCCAUUGCCUCCGCUGAGAUGCCUGUUCCACAGAGUCACCCAGUUAGCAUCACUGUGCCAGAGCCUUCCAGGGUAUCACAAAAACCUUUUCAUAUAGUUCAGUCUCCAUCUCUGGAGGAGGAGUCCAAGAAGUACAUGUUGGCCCUGAAUGUUGGUGACGUGCAGGUUCCUACCGUUCUUGAUACCUCAAAAUCCACACCAGUGACCCCAACCACUGGAGUACCAAAGAUGCCACGCAAGCCCAGCGAAGAUCUGAGCCCUCUUCCUCACAAGAGCAAGCCACAAGUGGAUAUGAGGAAGCAUGUCAUGAUGACCCUACUGGACACAGAACAGUCUUACGUGGAGUCCCUUCGCACAUUAAUCCAGGGCUACAUGAGGCCCCUGAAGCAGCCCGAGAACUCUGUCAUCUGUGAUCCUGGGUUGGUGGAUGAGAUGUUCUAUCAGAUCCCUGAAAUCCUGGAGCACCAUGAACAGUUUCUUGAGCAGAUCCUGACAUGUGUGCAGGAGUGGCACGACAAGCAGAAAGUAGGAGACCUCCUCAUUGAGUCUUUUUCAAAGGAUAUCCUUGUCAACAUUUAUUCAGCAUACAUUGAUAACUUCCUGAAUGCCAAAGAUGCAGUGAGGAUAGCCAAGGAAGCCAAGCCUGCAUUUAUGAAGUUUUUAGAGCAAUGUAUGAGGGAAAACAAAGAGAAGCAGGCCCUGUCUGACCUAAUGAUCAAGCCAGUUCAAAGAAUACCACGUUAUGAGCUUCUUGUGAAGGACCUACUGAAGCACACCCCAGAGGAUCACCCAGACCACCCUUUCCUAAUAGAUGCUCAGAAAAAUAUUAAACAGCUAGCAGAGAGAAUCAACAAGGGGCGAAAGAAUGCAGAGGAGGUGGAAAGAGAAACACGAGUGCUGCAGGAAAUAGAGGCGCACAUUGAAGGCAUGGAGAAUCUUUUAACUCCUCAGAGAAAAUUUCUAAGACAAGAGAUAGUGGUAGAAGUGAAAGCAGUUGGGGGCAAGAAGGACCGUUCACUCUUUCUCUUUACCGACUUACUUGUGUGCACGACACUAAAGCGAAAGUCUGGAUCUCUCCGGCGCAGCUCCAUGAGCUUGUACACUGCAGCAAGCGUUAUAGACACAUCAAGCAAAUACAAGCUACUGUGGAAGCUGCCUUUAGAAGAUGUGGAAAUGGUGAAAGGUACUUCUCAAGCAGCCAACCGUGAGAACAUCCAAAAAACAAUCGGACGUCUUGAUGAGGACCUGAGUACCCUGGGGCAGAUUAGCAAACUAUCAGAGACCCUCAGCUUUCCUCAUCAGAGCCUGGAUGAUGUGAUCAAAGACCUAAUGGCAGCAGUUCACCGUGAACUGGCAGAGAAGCAGUCUCUUUCCUUCAGCAUGACUUUCCCACCUAACAAAGUGGAGCUAACCACACCAUCCAUCGAGGGAACAUUUGUGUUUGAAUUUAGCGGCCCUGACACACGCAGUAACUUUGAGCAGGCCUUUGAGGAUGCCAAGAAGAAGCUGGCACUGAAUAAAGAUCACUGGGACCCAGAGUUCUUGAAGGCUAUUCCUAUCAUGAAGACACGAAGUGGAAUGCAGUUUUCCUGCGCCUCUCCCAGCCACAGCUGCCCAGACAACAUGUAUGAGGUGUGGGUUUGUAACAGUGAUGGCUAUGUAGGACAGGUGUGCCUCCUGAACAUUAAGAACGAGCCCACCGUAGAGGCGUGCAUCGCUGUGUGUUCAGCAAGGAUCAUCUGCAUUGCUGCAGUGCCAGGCCUCAAGGCAAGGGACCGUGGAGAUGCCAUAUUGUGUUCUCCCUGCACAGAACCCACUGCUGGAUCAGAGCAGAGGCUCCACAUUUCAAUCUCAGGCUCUUCACUGGAAUUGACAAACCCUUCUGAGAGAACAGAACGAGAGCUGGUGCCCUUUGACAGUGAUGAUACUGAUGAUGAAUCCUCUCCUAGUCCUUCUUCCACGUUGCAGAGCCAGGCCAGCCAAUCCACUAUUGCCUCUAGCUUUGUGGAGGAGACGGCCAGCACUAAAGACACUGCAGCAGAGACAACAAGCUCAGACGAGGACCAAGAUUACACUGCCAUUCCCAGUUCAUAUGGCCCAUCACGGCUGAGCAGUGAAAGCCCACUGGAUGGCCGGGCAAGGAGACGCUCAAGCAGGGGCUCUUUCACCAGGGGAAGCCUAGAGGACUUGCUGAGCAUUGAUCCAGAAGCCUACCAAAGUUCUGUGUGGCUAGGGACAGAGGAUGGCUGCAUUCAUGUAUAUCAGUCAUCAGACAACAUUCGCAACAGAAAGAACAGCAUGAAAAUGCAACACUCAGCCUCUGUUCUGUGCAUACUGUACCUUGAUAAUAAAGUUUUUGUGUCUCUUGCAAAUGGUGACAUUAUCGUCUAUCAAAGGGAAGCAGGAAGUUUUUGGGACCCCCAGAAUUCACAGACAAUCUGCUUGGGGACUCCAGGGAGUCCGAUUACAAAGAUGGUGCCUGUAGCAGGAAAGUUGUGGUGUGGCUGUCAGAACCGAGUUCUGGUCAUCAAUACAGUAACUUUGUCGCAGGAGCACAUGUUUCACGUGGGACAAGAUAGUAACCGCUGUGUAACCAGCAUGGUUGGCUAUGGCCAGGGGGUUUGGAUAGCCCUUCAGAGCAGCGCUCAGGUGAGGCUGUACCACGCCACUACUUACGAGAGCCUGACAGAAGUGGAUGUGGCACCAGCUGUCCACAAAAUGUUAGCCGGUUCAGAUGCUAUAAUCCGUCAGCAUAAGGCAGCCUGUUUGCGUAUUACUGCCCUUCUCGCCUGCAAGGACUUGCUGUGGAUUGGCACCAGUGCAGGCGUUGUGCUUACCCUGACCAUUCCAGCCAUCUCCACCAGCACCAGCUCCCUCCGCGUCCCUCUAGUGCCAAUGGGAUCAGCACAUGGGCACACAGGUCAUGUGCGUUUCCUCACUUCCAUCGAGCUCCCUGAAGACUUCGAACUUGCUUUCCCUGUGACCCGGGACCAAGGGAACUCUCCACAAGAUCAUGAGACGGCCCCCGCCUUGCAACGUUCCGAGACGACGAAGCGCAGAGCGUCCACCAUCUUACAGGCCAAGUCAAGCAUGCUCGUGAUCAGUGGUGGUGAUGGCUACGAGGACUUCCGGCUCACCAACAGCAGCGAGACAGUGGGGCGAGAUGACAGCACCAACCACCUGCUGCUCUGGAGGGUGUGACCUUACAGCAGCGCCUUGCCCACCAUCAGCCCUGCGCCAAGCACUGGCCCGCCAGACGCACACUCUGCCUGUGGUCACCCCGGCCCCCCCAAUGCAUUCCAUCUCAUGUCACGUCACACUGUCGUCAUCUGCUGGAUUUCAGUUUUUUGUUUUAAGCCGCCUUCUUUUGCUCAGACCCUUUUCUGUGCAUACAUGGCUGUGUAUCACAAAGCGCAAGUGAAAUAUUUCAUUUUGUACACGUUGAUUGGUGCAGGAAUUCCCGCAGAAAACUGGGAAGAAGAAAAGCAAGAGAGGGAAUCUGGGGAAUUGCACAUCAACAAGUGGAUCGGA